Molecule: messenger RNA, 1840 nt
Organism: Piliocolobus tephrosceles (Ugandan red Colobus)
Lineage: Eukaryota; Metazoa; Chordata; Mammalia; Primates; Cercopithecidae
Gene: CRH
Product: corticotropin releasing hormone
Exons: 3
Coding region: 745-1335 (196 amino acids)
Biological process (GO): positive regulation of cortisol secretion; negative regulation of epinephrine secretion; negative regulation of glucagon secretion
Cellular component (GO): extracellular region
Molecular function (GO): corticotropin-releasing hormone activity
Source: RefSeq, a predicted model, not a curated record
CUGUCUCUUUGCACACCCUAAUAUGGCCUUUCAUAGUAAGAGGUCAAUAUGUUUUCACACUUGGGAAAUCUCAUUCAAUAAUUUUUGUCAAUGGACAAGUCAUAAGAAGCCCUUCCAUUUUAGGGCUCGUUGACGUCACCAAGAGGCGAUAAAUAUCUGUUGAUAUAAUUGGAUGUGAGAUUCAGUGUUGAGAUAGCAAAAUUCUGCCCCUCGUUCCUUGGCAGGGCCCUAUGAUUUAUGCAGGAGCAGAGGCAGCACGCAAUCGAGCUGUCAAGAGAGCGUCAGCUUAUUAGGCAAAUGCUGCGUGGUUUUUGAAGAGGGUCGACACUAUAAAAUCCCACUCCAGGCUCUGGAGUGGAGAAACUCGGAGACCAAGUCCACUGAGAGACUGAGGGGAAAGAGAAGAGAGAAAGAAAAAGAAAGUGGGAACAGAAAAGAGAAAGGAAGACAACCUCCAGAGAAAGCCCCGGAGACGUCCCUCUGCAGAGAGGCGGCAGCACCCGGCUCACCUGCGAAGCGCCUGGGAAGGCUCGGGAAAAUUAGUUUUGAGGAUCAUUAGGAAGACGACGCAGGGACCGUCCCUUCAGAGUCUAGAAAGAAGGGUCACUCCUGGCCGGCGAGCGCGUGAGCUUAGGUACGCGAGCCCGGCAGGCACCUCCUUCCCCGCGCCCCAGCUGUUUCAGCACCGCGGACAGCGCCCACCCUACCCACUGAAGCCAGCAAGUCUAAGCGAGUGCCCCUAACAUGCGGCUGCCGCUGCUCGUGUCCGCGGGCGUCCUGCUGGUGGCUCUCCUGCCCUGCCCGCCAUGCAGGGCGCUCCUGAGCCGCGGGCCGGUCCCGGGAGCCCGGCAGGUGCCGCAGUACCCUCAGCCCUUGGAUUUCUUCCAGCCGCCGCCGCAGUCCGAGCAGCCCCAGCAGCCGCAGGCUCGGCCGGUCCUGCUCCGCAUGGGAGAGGAGUACUUCCUCCGCUUGGGGAACCUCAACAAGAGCCCGGCCGCUCCCCUUUCGCCCGCCUCCUCGCUCCUCGCCGGCGGCAGCGGCAGCCGCCCUUCGCCGGAGCAGGCGGCCGCCAACUUUUUCCGCGUGUUGCUGCAGCAGCUGCUGCUGCCUCGGCGCUCGCUCGACAGCCCCGCGGCUCUUGCGGAGCGCGGCGCCGAGAACGCCCUCGGCGGCCACCAGGAGGCAACGGAGAGGGAGAGGCGGUCCGAGGAGCCUCCCAUCUCCCUGGAUCUCACCUUCCACCUCCUCCGGGAAGUCUUGGAAAUGGCCAGGGCCGAGCAGUUAGCGCAGCAAGCUCACAGCAACAGGAAACUCAUGGAGAUUAUUGGGAAAUGAAACGGUGCGUUUGGCCAAAAAGAUUCUGCAUUUAGCACAAAAAAUGAUUUAAAAAAUACAGUAUUCUGUACCAUAGCGCUGCUCCUACGCCAUUUGUUUAUUUUUAUAUAGCUUGAAACAUAGAGGGAGAGAGGGAGAGAGCCUAUACCCCUUACUUAGCAUGAACAAAGUGUAUUCACGUGCAGUAACAACACAAUGUUAUUCGUUUUGUCUACGUUUAGUUUCCGUUUCCAGGUGUUUUUAGUGGUGUUUUAAAGAGAAUGUAGACCUGUGAGAAAACGUUUUGUUUGAAAAAGCAGACAGAAGUCACCCAAUUGUUUUUGUUGUGGUCUGAACCAAAGAGAAUGCCAUUCUCUUGGGUGGGUAAGACUAAAUCUGUAAGCUCUUUGAAACAACUUUUUCUUGUAAACGUUUCAGUAAUAAAACAUCUUUCCAGUCCUUGGUCAGUUUGGUUGUGUAAGAGAAUGUUGAAUAUUUAUAUUUUUAAUAAAAGCUGCAAAGGUAA